AUGUACCUCAUGGUCGGCACGCGCCCUGAUCUAGCCUAUCACAUGCGUGAUGUGAGCCAGUUCCUCGCAAACCUGGCUUGCAGGCACGAAACUUUGGGGCGAGCGCCGAGUUCGACCACUCCCCCAACCUGCACGGUUGGUGGAACUCCUGGCGCUGUCGGCGACGACUGUCGAGGUAGAAAAUCCGGUGUAGGGGGCCCUGACGGUAGCUGUUGCGGCGACGGGGCUCAUUUCCAAAAGGUCCGCUAG
Messenger RNA from Phytophthora nicotianae INRA-310, 249 nucleotides. RefSeq lists its product as hypothetical. The transcript has 2 exons. Bases 1 to 249 code for a protein of 82 amino acids. Lineage: Eukaryota; Oomycota; Peronosporomycetes; Peronosporales; Peronosporaceae. The record is from RefSeq and is a predicted model, not a curated record.